Kwoniella shivajii is the source of this 801-nucleotide messenger RNA. Its product is annotated as phosphoadenosine phosphosulfate reductase. Gene Ontology annotation, cellular component: cytoplasm. Gene Ontology annotation, molecular function: phosphoadenylyl-sulfate reductase (thioredoxin) activity. The coding region runs from base 1 to 801 and encodes 266 amino acids. The transcript is spliced from 4 exons. NCBI's taxonomy places the organism in Eukaryota, Fungi, Basidiomycota, Tremellomycetes, Tremellales, Cryptococcaceae. The record is from RefSeq and is a predicted model, not a curated record.
AUGUCAGGAAACGAAGUGCUCACACCUCAAUAUACAACUGAGCAAAUUGCUCAAUUCAAUAAAGAACUUGAAGGUAAAUCACCUCAAGAUAUACUACGAUGGGCUAUCGAUAAUUUAGAUGGAUUAUACCAAACUACAGCAUUUGGAUUAACCGGUACAGCUGCUUUGGAUAUGAUAUCGAAGAUAUCUCAGGAAAGGGAAGAAAUUCAUCUAGUCCCAUUAAUAUUCAUAGAUACACUUCAUCACUUCACCGAAACAGUUGAAUUAUCCCGAACAGCUUCCGAAAACUACUUAGCAGAAUUGCACACGUAUAAACCAUUGAACGCUACGAAUCCCGAAGACUUCGCCAAAGAAUAUGGAGACAAACUUUGGGAAAAAGAUGAAGCGAGUUAUGAUUAUUUAGUUAAAGUUGAGCCUGCCGCAAGAGCGUAUAAAGAAUUAAAUGUGAAAGCUGUUAUAACGGGAAGGAGAAGAAGUCAAGGUGAUGAUAGAUCAAAUUUAACUGUCCUAGAAGUUGAUGAAAGAGGCCUGAUCAAAGUCAAUCCAUUGAUCACUUGGUCUUAUAAGGAUGUGAAAAAGUAUAUUGACGACGAAAACGUGCCAUACAACCCAUUACUCGAUCAGGGAUAUAAAUCUAUUGGCGAUGUCCAUUCUACAGCUCCACCAGAUCCAAACGCAGCCGAUGCAGGUGAAAGAAGUGGUAGAUGGCAAGGUAAAUCAAAAACCGAAUGUGGAUUGCAUACGAAUUACUUUGAGAUGAAGAAGAAAUUCGAGGAGAAAGCUAAAAAUGGUAGUGCAUAA